AUGGCCGCCUCGGGCGCUCCGGACAGUUCCAGAAAGAAACGUGAUAAAGAUGAAAAUCUGACUGUAGGGCCUGACUUUGAGCCUUGGUCAAGCAAACGAGGCGAAAUCCUUGCUAGAUACACGACAAAUGAGAAACUGUCCAUUAACUUGUACAUGGGAUCUGAGAAAGGAAAAGCCAGCACUCCUGGAUCAGCGGUUUCUGAGAAGGUGCGGACAAGGCUGGAAGAGCUGGACGAUCUUGAAGAGGGCUCACAAAAAGAACUGUUAAACUUGACUCAGCAAGAUUACACAAACCGGAUUGAAGAACUUAAUCAGUCUUUGAAGGAUGCCUGGGCCUCAGAUCAAAAAGUAAAAGCCCUAAAGAUAGUUAUUCAGUGUUCGAAACUUCUAUCAGACACAAGCGUCAUUCAGUUUUAUCCAAGUAAAUUUGUCUUGAUAACUGAUAUUCUUGACACAUUUGGAAGGCUGGUGUAUGAAAGAAUCUUUUCUAUGUGCACAGAUAAUCGCAACUCCUUGCCAGAUAACUUUACUCCAGAAUGUGUUAAUGAUACUGCCAAGGAAACGUGCUUAAACUGGUUCUUCAAGAUCGCUUCCAUCAGAGAACUCAUUCCCAGAUUCUAUGUGGAAGCAGCAAUACUGAAGUGCAACAGGUUUCUUUACAAAACAGGGAUUUCAGAAAGUCUCCCACGCCUAACCUCCAUGAUCCGAGGAAUUGGAGAUCCUCUAGUUGCAGUCUAUGCUAGAGCAUAUCUCUGCAGGGUUGGGAUGGAAGUGGCUCCCCAACUGAAAGAAAGCCUGAACAAGAACUUCUUUGAUUUUCUUCUCACCUUUAAGCAAAUUCAUGGUGACACAGUGCAGAAUCAGUUGGUGGUGCAGUGUGUAGAAAUCCCAUUGUACCUCACUCUUUAUUCUCCUGCAAUAGAUUGGAUUCUACAAUGCAUCUCUUAUUGGGCUGCAGAGGUUCUGCUGACCGAGGUGAUGGAAAGGUGCAAGAAGCUAGGCAACAAUGCCUUGCUCUUGAAUUCAGUCAUGUCUGCCUUCAGAGCCGAGUUUAUUGCUGCGAGGUCUAUGGAUUUUAUUGCCAUGAUUAAGGAGUGUGAGGAAUCUGGGUUUCCCAAGCAUCUUCUCUUUCGGUCUCUGGGGCGGAACUUGGCCCUAGCUGAUCCCCCAGAAGGCGAUCGACUUCAGAUCUUAAAUGAAGCCUGGAAGGUUAUCACAAAGUUAAAGAAUCCACAGGAUUAUAUCAGCUGUGCAGAAAUCUGGGUAGAAUAUACCUGUAGACAUUUCACGCAGCGUGAGGUCAAUACCGUUUUAGCAGAUGUCAUUAAACAUAUGACUCCAGACCGGGCGUUUGAAGAAGCCUACCCCCAGCUUCAGUCAAUAAUUGAGAAAGUCGUCACCUAUUUUCAUGACUUCUCCAUUCUGUUUUCAUUGGAGAAAUUCUUGCCAUUCCUGGAUAUGUUCCAGAAGGAGAGUGUGAAAGUGGAGGUUUGCAAAUGCAUCAUGGAAGCGUUUAUUAAGCAUCAGCUGGAACCAACUAAGGACCCUGUAAUACUAAAUGCCCUUCUGCACGUGUGCAAGACGAUGCACGAUUCUGUAAAUGCCCUGACCCUUGAAGAUGAAAAGCGCAUGUUGGCCUCUUUGAUAAAUGGAUUUGUAAGAAUGGUUUCAUUCAACCGUGACUUUGAGCAGCAGCUGAGUUUUUAUGUUGAGGCCCGAUCGAUGUUUUGCAAUUUGGAACCUGUUCUUGUCCAGCUGAUUCAUAGUGUGAACCAACUGGCAAUGGAAACAAGAAAAGUGAUGAAAGGAAAUCAUUCCAGGAAGACGGCUGCAUUUGUCAGGGCUUGCGUUGCUUUCUGUUUCAUUACAAUUCCAUCUUUGACAAGCAUUUUUGGUCGUCUUAAUCUGUACCUGCUCUCAGGGCAAGUUGCUCUGGCAAACCAGUGCCUUUCACAAGCGGAUGCCUUUUUCAAAGCUGCCAUAAGCCUCGUUUUUGAGGUGCCAAAGAUGAUCAACAUAGAUGGGAAGAUGCGGCCCUCGGAAGCAUUCCUCCUGGAAUUCCUCUGCAAUUUCUUUUCCACUUUGUUAGUCAUUCCAGAUCACCCUGAACAGGGUGUGUUGUUUCUCGUGCGAGGGCUGCUCAAUGUUAUCCAGGACUACACUUGGGAAGAUAACAGUGAUGAUAAAGUCCGGAUUUAUGCAAACGUUCUGCAUCUUCUCUCGGCCAUGAAUCAGGAGACCUACAUCUAUCAUGUCGACAAAGUGGAAUCCAAUGAUACCUUGUAUGGUGGAGAUACCAAAUUUCUGGCAGAAAUCAGCAAACUGUGUGAAACGGUGAUCGCUCAGAUCCUGGAGCAUCUGAAGAGCCUUGGGAAAGAUGAGACUUUAAAGCGACAGAGCCAGCUGGCACUCUACUUCUUCAACAGCAUUUUGGCUCAUGGAGAUCUGCGGAACAACAAACUCAACCAGCUUGCUGUGAACCUGUGGAACCUGGCUCAGAAACACGGUUUUGCUGACACAAAAACCAUGGUGAAAACCUUGGACUAUAUCAAGAGGCAAAGCAAACACCCUGAGCUGCACCAUUUUACAGAGCUGGCCCUCAGACUUCCUCUGCAGUCAAGGACCUGAUGAAUCAAGAGCCCCUGGAAGGCAGGUUUCCAAAGCCGGUAAAAUAUAAGCUGUACCUUAAGCUAUUAUUGGAGUUCAAUAUCUUUUCAUUUGAAAGCGUCCCUCGGUGCGUGAAAGAUUUAUUCUGACGGAAGCAGGAGGGAGAACUGUCCUGAGUUGCAAACGCCUCUGAGACGAGUCUUUGUUUCCAUCUGCACAGCCAUUAAAGCAUUGAAAUGCUAACUUGAUUGAAAUGCUAACUUUGGGGUCAAUAAAAUUUAUCUUGCGGUUGCAGAAGGGGAAAUAACCCGAAACCUUGACAUGGUGGUAAAGAAAAGAUGAAGGUUACUUUGCAUUGCCACUGCAAGCGGCAGCUCUCCAGUGUCGCUGCCUCGGAAGAGAUUGUCUCAUACAUCUGAUAAAUAGCCGCUGCCCUAGGACUGCUAUCAACCCUUUCCUGAAUACGUGGCUUGGUUUGAUUGAAACACACAAUGGAAAAGAACCUCUGGAAAAAAGGCUAGGGGAGAGAGGCUCGGAAGCAAAUGUGUUUAGGGAGCUUUUGUAGCGAAGCUCAAAAUAAAAGGAGGGGAAGAUCUAAUCAAGGAAAGGACUCACUGGGCAUGAAUACAGAUAUUUCCUAGCAUUGCUUAGCUGGCUAUUUUGUAAUCAUUAGGAACGCUUAUUAAGAUGCAUAAUCCAGUCUUCAUUUGCCUUUUGAUUAUAAGCCUCAGUGAGGGAUGUAAUUUUUUCCCUUUCAAAUUUCUAGUUAACACACUUGUUAGAGUGAGGGGUGAACCGAACGUCACAGUGGAGAAAGUUGUAUGCUUAACCUUGCAGUGUCCUUAACUCCAUCCCCUGAACACCAAGCUGGAUAAGCUGGGUUUAUGUUUUCAGAAAAUAGUUGCGAUUUGGUGGGCCUGUAGAAGAACGGGAUCCAGCAACAGCGGGACUUGGCUGGGAGAUUCCCAGAGCGAGCGUCACUGGUGAUAUGAGCAAGAGAGCGCUUUUGGCCAACGUUGGGUCUUUCAGUUGAACCAAGGCAGACUGUCCUGCAGCAGCAAAAUACAGACAUGU
Molecule: messenger RNA, 3681 nt
Organism: Gekko japonicus
Lineage: Eukaryota; Metazoa; Chordata; Lepidosauria; Squamata; Gekkonidae
Gene: VPS35L
Product: chromosome unknown open reading frame, human C16orf62
Exons: 29
Coding region: 1-2628 (875 amino acids)
Biological process (GO): endocytic recycling
Cellular component (GO): endosome
Source: RefSeq, a predicted model, not a curated record